AUGGCCAAGCUCAAGCACCUGUGGUACUACGGAGGCGAUGCCGAUGAACAGGCUUUGGUGAUCGUCGACGGCGUCUUGUACCAGAUCCCCUACGUCGUCAACUCGAAGGGCGAGGAGAUCAUGAACGAGGAGCUGCCACUCCCCACUCUGUCCCCCGAACCGGCCGGUAUCCACGUCGAGGCGGACGGCACCGCACGCCCGUUGACUAGCGAGGAGGUGGCGGCGCUCAAGACCAAGUACUUUCUGGAUAGGGAGGGCCACGAGAAGCAGGCUGCCGAAAUCGACGCCGCAUACGAGAGGGAAGCAGCUGAAGCCGUCGCGACAGACGUGUUCCAGUCGCUCCCUGUCAUCGCCGACGCCGACGAGACAAAGUACUACCUCAAGGCGCCGCGAUCUGGCAAGGAGAUCCGCAACCUCCUCAAGGCCCAAGGCCUGCCGCACGUAGUCCAACUCGUCGGCCGAACGGCCGACAAGGUCGUGCUCGUCAGGGCCGGCUCGGACUUUGGACGCACCUUCUUCCGGCCAGACGUCGAGUACCCAGGCCCCGCAACGCACCGGCUCUGGGCGAUCGACCUCGCAGACGGACUGUCGGCGCUGCACGCCAAGGAUAUCUUCCACCGCGACAUCACGGUGUUCAACGCGCUUGUUGACGGGGAUCGUGCCACCCUGUGCGACCUGGAGGCUGGCCCGACGAGCAAGGCGGUCAUCGCGCCCGAGGUGUUCACCCACGGCAACGAGGCAUUCACCGACAAGUCCGAAGUCUUCGCCCUUGGGGCCCUGCUGUGGUGCUUCACACAGCAGAGUGCACCGCGCCCGUACCGUGCGCGAUACUUGGAGCGCACGGGACAGUUUGGAUCGCUCAUUGACCGCUGCCUUCAGGUCGACCCGGCCAAGCGGCCCACGGCUGCCGAGCUUGCUCAGCUUUUACGCGAGGAGAAGGCCGGCGAGGCGAACGGGACUAAGGGGGUGUAG
This is a messenger RNA of Vanrija pseudolonga, 972 nucleotides long. RefSeq names its product Mitogen-activated protein kinase kinase kinase 7 (gene Map3k7). Gene Ontology annotation, biological process: protein phosphorylation. The record is from RefSeq and is a predicted model, not a curated record. Gene Ontology annotation, molecular function: protein serine/threonine kinase activity; ATP binding. The transcript has a single exon. Bases 1 to 972 code for a protein of 323 amino acids. Lineage: Eukaryota; Fungi; Basidiomycota; Tremellomycetes; Trichosporonales; Trichosporonaceae.